UAAAAAGUUAAAUUUAUUUUUCAGAAAAUGGCAUUGAUGAAGCUCGCCACCACCUGGGAGAGAUUUAUUCUCAAGGAUCUCACGAAGUUUGGAAGAUACGCCAAGGUUGAGUUGACCCCUCCCAGCCCUGGAGAACUGGGUCAGGUAGUAAAAGGAGCAGGAGGAUUUGUUAAAGAUGCUCUCACCUUCAAGUGGGCACAGGCAACAGUAAAGGAAGCAACUGUAAACACAAUCGUCAUUGCUGAGAUCGCUUGCUGGUUCUUUAUUGGAGAAUGUAUCGGGAAAGGAAGUCUAGUUGGAUACCAAGUUUAGUAACCAUUUCCAAUGUUGUCCUCGUUUUGAAUUUCCUCCGCCAUUUUAACUUUGCAUAGUCGUCUUAGAUAAAUAUACAUAAUAUGUGUUAAAUGUAUUAUAUAUAUUAAUAAAGUUGCAGAAAUAAA
Messenger RNA from Eurytemora carolleeae, 440 nucleotides. Its product is annotated as ATP synthase subunit g, mitochondrial. The record is from RefSeq and is a predicted model, not a curated record. Bases 28 to 312 code for a protein of 94 amino acids. Gene Ontology annotation, molecular function: proton transmembrane transporter activity. Gene Ontology annotation, biological process: proton motive force-driven ATP synthesis. NCBI's taxonomy places the organism in Eukaryota, Metazoa, Arthropoda, Copepoda, Calanoida, Temoridae. The transcript has 3 exons.